AUGCCGUUAACAAGGGAACAAACUGAUGAGUUAAAAACCAUAGUGAACGUGACGAUAAAACAAUUGUGGAUGGAUCAAGACUUCUUAAAAACUAUCGCUGAUAAAGUUUCAGCAGAAAUCACAAAAAACUUCAAUGAUAAGCUGAAACAAUAUGAUAAGCAUCUAAGCGAACUAACCAGGGAGAUCAACGUGCAGAAAAAUGAAAAUAAAAAGAAGUCGGACGAAAUGGGUGCGAAACUUGAACAUCUACAGGGUGAAAACCUAAACCUUCUAAAGAAAAUUGAUUUUAUUGAACAAGAAUCAAAAAAGUGUAAUUUACGAAUAUAUAGCCUUGCAGAAGGUGAUAAUGAGAAUACCAAGGAAGUCAUAAUGGCCUUCUUGAACACAAAGAUGAAUACAAAUAUCAUGCCAACCGAUAUCGAAACAUGUCACAGAAUUGGAAAAAGGACAAAUGGAAAAACAAGGGGCGUAUUUCUGAAAUUGAAAGAUUGGCACGCUAAAAACACAAUAUUUCGUAAUAAGAAGUUGCUCAAGGGUACUAAUGUUGUGAUUAAAGAAGAUCUAACGCUGAUAAGACUCAAACUUAUGGAUGAAGCAAUUGGAAAACUGGAUUUGAAAAGUGUAUGGACCGAUAACGGCAAAAUAAUCAUUAAAAGGAACAACCAAAUUAAAACUAUAAAUUCCUCGCUUGAUCUUGAAUAA
This is a messenger RNA of Phaedon cochleariae (mustard beetle), 702 nucleotides long. Lineage: Eukaryota; Metazoa; Arthropoda; Insecta; Coleoptera; Chrysomelidae. The record is from the annotation of a GenBank genome assembly.